UAUUGGGUCCCACGUAGGCGAAGUUCGUUGCUCCUCGAUGGUAGAGUGAACGACCACUUCGUCUCAGAAUUCUAUACUUACUAAAAGAGCUCAGGUUUCUGUUUCUUUUCAAAACUAUCUGCUUCUCUGCAACGGUGUAAUCUCUAACUUAUUUACUUUCUGUGAAAUGCUAUCAAGUGGGGUUAUAAGGGUCUAAUCUCAAUUUCCUUCAAAGGGUUUGUGCAUUUUUAUUUCUUUUUCAACUAUGGCAUCAUCUAGCAGUAAUACUCAUAAUGAAGCUGCUAAAAUGGAACAAGUUAUCACUGAAUUUUUUGCUAAAAGUCUCCACAUAAUACUGGAGUCGAGGUCUCCUUCUAUUUCAUCUCGUAAUUACAGUGGUGAACAAGCUGUAUCAUCUCCGUCUUCAUCUUCGUCCUCCUCUUCAGGUGUCAGGCCAAGAGAUAAAUGGUUCAAUUUAGCCCUUAGGGAAUGCCCAGCUGCUCUUGAGAAUCCUGAUAUCUGGCGCCGGGGCAAUCUGGAACCAAUGGUUGUUGAUGUGAUUUUGGUGCAGAGACCACUUGAUUGGGACCCAGUAAAUUGUUCCCUGAAAAAAGAUUUUGCUAGGAAUCCUUCCUCAAAGGAGCAUUAUGCUUUUAGUUGGAAUUCUGAUCAAGAAGAGUUACGAUGUGAGGCUAAGACUGAAAAAACUAUAGAGAGAUGGGUACUGCAAUAUGAAAGUAGGAGAUCAAGGGAUAAUGGUACGGGCAAUAGAAGAUCAAGUAAUACUUUAAAUAUGUUGUAUAAGAAAUCAAUAUUACUUUUGAGGUCUUUGUAUGCAACUGUUAGGCUUCUACCUGCGUAUAAGAUUUUCCGUGAUCUCAAUUCGUCUGGACAGAUUCGCACAUUUACCCUUACUCACAGGGUUUCUUCUUUUGUUGAGUCCUUCACUUGCAAGGAAGAGGCUGAAAUGCAGCGAUUUGGGUUCACUCCUGUGGAUACUUCCUGUGGUAGGCUUUGCCUUUCAGUGGUCUAUCGUUCAUCACUCUCAGAUAUAAGCUCUGAAUCCUCAACCCCAAUGUCCCCCCAAUUUAUCCCUGAUUAUGUUGGAAGCCCAUUGGCAGACCCACUGAAAAGGUUCCCCUCUCUUCCUGUGUCUCACGGUUCUCCAUCAUCCUUGCCAUUCUCGAGACCACAUAGUUGGAGUUAUGACCUUUAUAAAGCUUCUGCACCUUCAAUUUCUUGCUCACCAUCUCCUACUCAUUCAGAAUCACAUGCAUCAAUUUCUAAUCCAAGUUCCCGUCGGUUCCCUUCUACGAACUUGCCGCCUCAUCCACCUGAAACAUCUUCAGUUCAUAAGAAGAAUAUGGGCUUUGAUGAGUAUUGCCCUUCCCCUAACUUUACACCCUCCCCAUCGCCAUCACCACCAAUCUAUAUUCCUGGGAGUGGGAGUCAUCUUUCUAAGGCUCUUUUACAGUCUGAAAGUGCACCAGUUAGCAUACCUGCAGGCAAACUUGCUAGUUCCCCUGUGUUGUGCAACAAGCAAAAUUUGCCUCCAUCUCCUAACCUCAAAGGUACCAGAUCCAGUAAUCCCAGGACUGAUUCAAGCACAGGUUUUGUUCAGACUGGCGCAUCAAUUGAGAAGUUGUCCUCUCUUGGAAAAGAUGAUAUUAGAAAGUAUUUGGGGGUGAAGACAUCAUCCAACAGCUCUCCACAAAUUUCAUUUUCCAGAAGUUCUAGCAGGUCUUUUCAGGAUGAUUUUGAUGAUCCUGACUUUCCUUGCCCAUUUGAUGUGGAGGAUGAUGAUAUGACAGAUCCAGGUAGCAGGCCUCAAUCAUUUGAUCAGAGAGGCCUUUUGUGUGAUCCACUUGAGCGUGGAGGACUCUUUCCAAUUAGAAAAUCGCAAGAUGCAGCUGUUGGUGCUCUUGUACGAAUGCUGAAGAAAGCACCUCCUCUGCGCCAAGACUUCUCCAGUUCAGUUGAUUUGUUGCAAGACUCCAGGUCUAAAAUGCCUAGAUGCAGCAUCCAAGAGCAUAUUCAGAUAUCUGAGGCACCUGUUAUUCAGCAGGCUUCUUCAAGUAAUGCAUCCCCAAGGCUUGUUGCAUCAAAAACAACGGCUGAUGCAUUGGAAGAGCUUCGGGCUUACAAAGAGAUGAUGAAAGAAUUGUUGCUUACUCAAGCAGGUAGGUCCAAUACAUCAGCUAAUCAUACUUCUAUGCAAAAGCCUGAAACUAGCAGUGCAACUGGUUGAACUAAUGUUGAUACUUGCACAUAUGUACAGCAUAAUGGUUUAUGAGUUUCAUGGGAUACGAAUGUUUUAUUACCACCCAUUUCUUCUGUAUAUAUGAGGUGAUAUGAAAUGAUGAUGAGUGAAGGCUCAUACAAAAUCGAAAGGGUUAUAGCCGACUUUAAUCCCCUUAACUUUUGUCGGUAACUGCUUAAAAUGUUGAGAGCUUGGCUUCUGCGCCUUGCAUCAAUGAUCUAUUUCUUUUUUUAUGCUGUUCA
Molecule: messenger RNA, 2481 nt
Organism: Hevea brasiliensis (rubber tree)
Lineage: Eukaryota; Viridiplantae; Streptophyta; Magnoliopsida; Malpighiales; Euphorbiaceae
Product: autophagy-related protein 13b
Exons: 4
Coding region: 245-2227 (660 amino acids)
Biological process (GO): autophagosome assembly; protein localization to phagophore assembly site; mitophagy
Cellular component (GO): extrinsic component of membrane; Atg1/ULK1 kinase complex; phagophore assembly site
Source: RefSeq, a predicted model, not a curated record